AUGGUUACCAUCCAACUUCUCACUGCAAUGGUCCUAUGCCUUGGCUACAACGCCGUCUCAGUAACAGCAUGGUCAGUAAACAAUUUCCUGAUGACGGGACCAAAGGCUUUCCUGGCCUACUCCAGCAGUGUGCAGGUGGGUGCGCAGAGUGGCAUUGCGGAAUGUAAACACCAGUUUGCUUGGGAUCGGUGGAACUGUCCGGAAAGUGCUCUCCAGCUGUCCACUCACAACGGACUAAGAAGCGCUACAAGAGAAACCUCCUUCGUCCACGCCAUCAGUUCCGCUGGUGUGAUGUACACUUUAACUAGAAACUGCAGUAUGGGGGAUUUUGAAAACUGUGGCUGUGAUGAUUCAAGAAAUGGAAAACUCGGCGGUAGAGGCUGGAUUUGGGGAGGCUGCAGCGACAAUGUAGAGUUUGGAGAACGAAUUUCCAAACAAUACGUGGAUGAUUUGGAAACUGGGCAAGAUUCGAGAGCCGCCGUGAACCUACACAACAACGAGGCAGGCAGAAUGGCUGUAAAAGCGACAAUGAAGAGAUCUUGUAAGUGUCACGGAGUGUCUGGGAGCUGUAGCAUUCAAACCUGCUGGCUCCAACUGUCUGAGUUCAGAGAAAUCGGGAACUACCUGAAAUUAAAGCACGAUCAGGCUCAGAAACUGGAACUGGACAAGAGAAGAAUGCGCGCAGGGAACAGCGCCGACAACAGAGGGGCUAUCGCUGAAGCUUUCAGCACCAUAGCGCGGACAGAGCUCAUCUAUUUUGAGGAAUCUCCGGAUUACUGCGUGAAGAAUGUCAGCCUCGGACUUCACGGCACUGAGGGUAGGGAGUGUCUACAAAGUGCCAGGAAUUUAUCCCAGUGGGAAAGACGAAGCUGCAGGAGGCUCUGCCAUGAAUGUGGACAUAAAGUGGAAGAGAGAAGAACUGAAAUCAUCAGCAGCUGCAACUGCAAAUUCCAUUGGUGCUGCACUGUGAAAUGCGAGCAGUGCAAGCAGGUUGUCACCAAACACUUUUGCUCGAGGAAAGAGAGAAGUAGCGCCCAGUUUAACAAUACUAAACGCAGAAACCGUAACCACAGGAGAUGA
Messenger RNA from Polyodon spathula (Mississippi paddlefish), 1080 nucleotides. RefSeq names its product protein Wnt-8-like. The transcript has 6 exons. The coding region runs from base 1 to 1080 and encodes 359 amino acids. The record is from RefSeq and is a predicted model, not a curated record. Gene Ontology annotation, molecular function: frizzled binding; cytokine activity. Gene Ontology annotation, biological process: cell fate commitment; neuron differentiation; multicellular organism development. Gene Ontology annotation, cellular component: extracellular region. Lineage: Eukaryota; Metazoa; Chordata; Actinopteri; Acipenseriformes; Polyodontidae.